Molecule: messenger RNA, 995 nt
Organism: Humulus lupulus (European hop)
Lineage: Eukaryota; Viridiplantae; Streptophyta; Magnoliopsida; Rosales; Cannabaceae
Product: RNA-binding protein Y14
Exons: 4
Coding region: 82-699 (205 amino acids)
Biological process (GO): RNA splicing
Cellular component (GO): exon-exon junction complex; cytoplasm; nucleus
Molecular function (GO): mRNA binding
Source: RefSeq, a predicted model, not a curated record
CCACGAUCUUCCUGAAACACAAAAGUGGCCGUCGACAGUGUUCCAUUUUAGAGAGAGAAAGCUAGGGUGAGAGAAUCAACUAUGGCAAACGCAGACGUUGAGGCGGUGGAUUUCGAGCCCGAAGAUGACGACCUCAUGGACGAGGACGGUGCCCCAGACGCCGACGCCACCGCUUCUCCCCGUGCCCCUCUUCCUAAGCUCAAGUCCGCCAUCACUGGCGGCGGUGCCUCAUCCUCACUCUCCCAAAAGAAGACCAAGGGCCGCGGUUUCCGUGAGGAUCUCAACACCGACCGCAACAGCCGUCUAACUGGCGCCGAUUUUGACUCCCUCAAGUCCUCCGACGGGCUCGAGCCCCAGCGUUCAAUUGAAGGUUGGAUUAUUCUGGUCACUGGAGUUCAUGAGGAGGCACAAGAGGAUGAUCUACAGAAUGCCUUUGGUGAGUUUGGAGAAAUCAAGAAUUUGCACUUGAAUCUUGAUCGUCGUACUGGUUUUGUCAAGGGAUAUGCACUCAUCGAGUAUGAGAGUUUUGAGGAAGCACAAGCUGCUAUAGCUGGAAUGAAUGGAGCUGAACUUCUCACCCAGACUGUGAGUGUGGAUUGGUCCUUCAGCAAUGGCUCCUUUCUUGAUGGAGCUAACAAGAAGAAGAAUAUAAGGCCUCCACGAGAGCGUCGCUCAAGGAGUCCCAGGAGAAGAUACUAAUUUGGUUUAUGUUCUACUGUGAGGAGAAUGAAUUCUCAAGGAAGAGGGGGUUUCAUAUCUGUAUUAUUUGAGUUCCGAGUUCACCUGUUAUAGGGCUUCCGUCUUUGUUCUUCAAGGAGCCCCUCACUUUACCCAUAUUAUAAAUGGUUCAAGUGAUGAGUUCCUUAGUGAUUUGUUUUCUAUUAACUUGGGGAUGCUUUUCAUGGUGUGAUUCUGAUUUUGAAGACACUGCUAGUAAAGAUGAAUGAUGAUUUUGUAAGAUUGAUGUAGUUUUUAUCCUAAUUUUAUCUCUUAAA